AUGACGCUACCUUGUUUUAUGCUUCUCUGUGUUAAAAACAGCAAUCUUAAUGCCAACAAUCUCACUGGAUCAUUACCUCGGGACCUCACUAAUAUCACCAACUUAAAAGAUUUAGAGAUCCAAGGUAGUGGUCUUGAAGGGCCCAUUCCCUCUAGCAUUUCUGUCUUGACUAAUUUAACUGAUCUAAGGAUCAGUGACCUACUUGGGGAAGGUUCUAAGUUUCCGUAUUUAGGAAACAUGACAAAAAUGAAUUAUUUGAUGUUGAGGAACUGCAAUAUAUCUGGACCUUUUCCCGACUAUAUACUAAAUAUGGGAAGUCUGAAAAUUCUAGAUCUUAGUUUCAAUAGAUUGACUGGGAAUCUUCCAGUUCCAACAAUUAAUAAUGAUAACCUGGCAAUCUGUUUGGCAAACAACUUGCUAACUGGAGCCAUCCCGAACUGGAUCACAACCAGACCUAGAAAAAGUGCAACCGAUAUUUCUUACAAUAAUUUUUCUGAAACUUCUGUCCCAGUUGCUUGCCGAGAUAAUCUGAAUUUGUUCAAAAGCUCUUAUGGAGGGAACAAUUCAAAGGCUGUGGAGUGCUUGCGCAGCCUUCCUUGUUCAAAAGAUCGUUAUUCGUUGCAUAUAAACUGCGGUGGACAAGAAAUCACCAUUGGGAAGUUCAGCUACGAAGCAGAUGAAGGGUACGGAGGUGAAGCACAAUAUGUUCCCUUGAAAGACAACUGGGCAGUUAGUACCACUGGACGUUUUUGGGAUGUAAAUAACACAGCAAACAUGUUUAUAGGAAAAAAUGUGUCCAUGCUAAGAAUGAGUAACUCUGAAUUGUACACAAAUGCACGUCUAUCUCCCCUCUCUCUCACAUACUAUGCGCGUUGUUUAGUGAAUGGGAAUUACACUGUGAAGCUUCACUUUGCGGAGAUAGUAAUCAGGGAUAACAGAUCCUUCCAAAGUCUGGGAAGACGGAUAUUUGAUGUUUAUAUCCAGGAUGAGCUCGUAUUGAAGGAUUUUGAAAUCAAGAAGGAAGCACCAGGGGUAGAUAAAGUACUAAUUACACCAUUUAAAGCCGUUGUUAAGAAUGGAACUUUAGAGAUCCGCUUUCGAUGGGUUGGGAAAGGAACAACAAUUGCUCCACAAAAAGGAAUAUACGGGCCUCUCAUAUCUGCUAUUGAUAUGGAAGCUGAUUUCAAGCCUCCGAAAAACUGGAAGAAGUUCAUUGUGGCUGGAGCCGUUGUUUUGCCAUUAUUCCUCAUUUUCAUUAUUGUAGGCACUCUUUGGUGGAAAGGUUGUUUAGGAGGCAGGGUAUUAAGGGAAAGAGAUCUUAAGGGGCUGGAUCUGCGAACUGGUUCCUUCACUUUGAGACAACUAAGAGCUGCCACUAACAAUUUUGAUUCCGCAAACAAGAUUGGAGAAGGUGGUUUUGGGCCUGUAUACAAGGGUGAAUUAUUAGAUGGUACCAUUAUAGCUGUGAAGCAACUAUCUUCCAAAUCCAGGCAAGGAAAUCGUGAAUUUGUGACUGAAAUAGGAAUGAUAUCUGGUUUACAGCACCCAAAUCUUGUAAAGCUUUAUGGAUGUUGUAUUGAAGGAAAUCAGUUACUGCUGGUAUAUGAGUACAUGGAAAACAAUAGCCUUGCAUAUACACUCUUUGGUUCAGAAACAAGUUCUCUGAUGUUGGAUUGGGCAACAAGACAGAAGAUUUGUGUAGGAAUAGCCAGAGGUCUAGCAUUUCUCCAUGAAGAAUCAGCACUUAGGAUCGUCCAUAGAGACAUCAAAGCAACAAAUGUCCUGCUUGAUAAGGACCUGAAUGCCAAGAUAUCAGAUUUUGGACUAGCAAAGCUCUGUGAGGAGGAGAAUACUCACAUUAGCACAAGAAUUGCAGGAACCAUAGGAUAUAUGGCUCCAGAAUAUGCACUCUGGGGUUAUCUAACAGAAAAGGCAGACGUUUACAGCUUUGGGGUUGUUGCUUUGGAAAUUGUCAGUGGAAGGAGCAAUGCCAGUUACAGGCCGAAAAAUGAGGCUGUUUGUCUUCUUGACUGGGCCUUUAUUUUGCAACAGAAAGGAAAUUUAAUGGAAAUAGUGGACCCAAGGUUGGAAUCUGAAUUCAACAUGGAAGAGGCUGAAAGGAUGCUUAAAGUGGCUCUUUUAUGCACGAAUGCAUCACCAACGAUAAGGCCUACAAUGUCAGCAGCUCUGAGAAUGCUUGAAGGGCAAACAAGCAUUAAGGAAGUGGCAUCAGAUCCUAGCAUUUAUGCUGAUGGCAUGCGAUUUAAACCCAUCAAGGAUCAUUACCAGCAGACAUCACACGAUGGUUCCAGCACAAGCCAUGCACCUAUUUUUUCAUCUGAUAAUACAGGGAUUGGAUCUUCCACUACAUCUGCUCAUGAUCUCUACCCGGUUAAUCCUGAGUCCAUAAGUUUUGACAUCAGUGAAACUUCACCACUUCCAUGCUAGUGUUAUGUUCGAUAAGCAAGAUAAUUUCGAAAUUUCGUAUGGUUCAGGUGCUUGCUUAAUUUAUGUUGCUGUAACAUAAUUCUCUUCAUGUGAAAUAAUCUAGGAAACAGAAAUUAUGAUGUGUAAUUAACUUAUUAAACAAGUUUGGUUGGCAGGAAAAUGAAUUGCCUAUUUUCAGCAUCCUAAA
This is a messenger RNA of Hevea brasiliensis (rubber tree), 2635 nucleotides long. Its product is annotated as probable LRR receptor-like serine/threonine-protein kinase At1g07650. The transcript is spliced from 17 exons. The record is from RefSeq and is a predicted model, not a curated record. NCBI's taxonomy places the organism in Eukaryota, Viridiplantae, Streptophyta, Magnoliopsida, Malpighiales, Euphorbiaceae. Gene Ontology annotation, biological process: protein phosphorylation. Gene Ontology annotation, molecular function: protein binding; protein kinase activity; ATP binding. The coding region runs from base 1 to 2448 and encodes 815 amino acids.